AUGAGGUGGCUCAAACGAGAUAGUUCGCCACCCAAAGAGACGUUUCUGCAAACUGCAGCAAAAGAUGCUACCUUCUUAUCGCAGGAUACGUUGGCUCCUGAACCAGGGGAUGGAUUUUUCGAUGAAUUCACUGAUCAGGAUCUUCAGGCGCGAAAAGCACUAAAAUUCGACAUUUGGGCGGUAAGAUUUGGAUUCAUAAUAGAAACGAUAUCGUACAUGGGUUACGGGCUUACGCCGACAGGUUUUGGGUUUUAUGCCAUUGGGAUAUUCCAAUGUUUAUCGGCGAUGCUUCUUCCGACUAUAAAGUCAUUGUUGAUCAACUUGGUUCCGCAUUCCAAGACGGGUGAAGUGCUGGGAGCGACGAGCGUUUUGGAAGCGUUAAUGAGAAUACUCGCGCCGCUAUUAUUUAACACGCUUUAUUCUCUGACCGUGUCGACGGUACCGUAUGCUGUGUGGCUUGUUAUUGGGGCAUUGAUGGGCAUCGGCGUUGUGUUGUCGUUUUGUGUUAAAGUGAAGAAGAUCGAGAAGGGGAAAGGGUUGGCGAGGAGUGACGAUGUUAGGGAAUGA
Messenger RNA from Paraglomus occultum, 567 nucleotides. The record is from the annotation of a GenBank genome assembly. NCBI's taxonomy places the organism in Eukaryota, Fungi, Glomeromycota, Glomeromycetes, Paraglomerales, Paraglomeraceae.